AACAACUAGCAGAGGUGCAAAAGUAGCAGCCUGCGUUGGGCGCCUGGAUAAAGGGGCCGCUGGCCAGGAGCUCGGCGCGCUCAGGACGCCAGAGCUCAUCUUCCCAGCUCCUUCUGCUCCGGCGCAGCGGCUCAGCAGAAGGGCUUCCACCCAGGCUCUCAGCCCGGCUGGAACUAAGUGACCGGGAACAAUCAGGAAGCGAAAGAGUACUCUGUGCUCAGUCCCAAAAAGUGAGCCCGCUCCGAGAUUUGCAAAAGCAAAAGCCUUCGCAGCAGCGGCGGCGGCAGCGACAGAAAGCACAAAGGUGAACUUGUUAAGGAAGCCUCCUCUUCGGUUCUCCCGGCGGGGACUCAGCGAUGGCAUCCGUCCUGGGGAGCGGCAGGGGGUCCGGAGGGCUCAGCAGCCAACUCAAAUGCAAGUCCAAGAGGCGGAGGCGGCGGCGGUCCAAGAGGAAAGACAAAAUGAGCAUGUUGUCAACCUUCCUCGCUCCCUUCAAGUACCUAAGUCCUGGCACCACAAAUACGGAGGAUGAAGACAAUCUAAGUACCAGCAGUGCAGAAGUGAAGGAAAAUCGCAAUGUGAGCAACCUGGGGACAAGGCCCCCACCUCCUGGGGACCGGGCGAGAGGCAGCACAACCAGCAUUAAAAGGAAAAGGCCCCUGGAGGAAGGGAACGGGGCCCACUUCUGCAAACUGCAACUCAUCUGGAAGAAGCUCUCCUGGUCGGUAACGCCCAAGAACGCUCUGGUGCAGCUGCACGAGCUAAAGCCCGGCCUGCAGUACCGGAUGGUGUCUCAGACCGGACCCGUGCAUGCCCCGGUUUUCGCUGUGGCGGUGGAGGUAAACGGGCUCACGUUCGAGGGCACUGGGCCCACCAAGAAGAAAGCCAAGAUGCGGGCCGCAGAGCUGGCGCUCAAGUCCUUCGUGCAGUUCCCCAACGCAUGCCAGGCGCACCUGGCCAUGGGCAGUGGCGUCAGCCCCUGCACAGACUUUACCUCCGACCAGGCAGACUUCCCCGACACACUGUUCAAGGAGUUCGAGCCGCCCGCACCCAGCGAGGGCUUCCCAGGUUGCCACCCCGUGGACUCUGAGCUGCUCUCCACUGCCUACCGGCGUGGGCGGCUGCUCUACCGCACACUGGACCUCAUGGGCCAGACUCGGCCAGACAGGCCCAGGCCGGUGCCCAUGGUCCCAGGUGAGAGGAACCCGGUGGUGGUGUUGAAUGAGCUGCGCUCUGGCCUGCGCUACGUGUGCCUAGCGGAGCCGGCUGAGAAACCACGUGCCAGGAGCUUUGUCAUGGCCGUGUGUGUGGACGGGAGGACGUUUGAAGGCUCCGGACGCAGCAAGAAGGUGGCCAAGGGCCAGGCAGCCCAGGCGGCCCUCCAGGCCCUGUUCGACAUCCGGCUACCCGGCCACACCCCCAGCAGGAGUAAAAGUUUCCUCUUGCCACAGGAGUUUGCCGAUUCCGUAUCCCAGCUGGUCACCCAGAAGUUCCGCGAGCUGACCAUGGGCCUAACGUCCGUGCACGCCCGCCACAAGGCACUGGCAGGAAUCGUCAUGACCAAAGGUUUGGACACCAGACAGGCGCAGGUCAUCGUCCUGUCCUCGGGGACCAAGUGCAUCAGCGGCGAACACAUCAAUGACCAGGGGCUGGUGGUCAAUGACUGCCACGCCGAGAUCGUGGCCAGGAGGGCAUUUCUUCAUUUCCUCUAUGCGCAGUUGGAGCUGCAUCUGAGCAAGCGACGAGAAGACUCUGAUCGAUCGAUAUUCAUGCGAUUAAAGGAGGGAGGUUACCGGCUACGAGAAAACAUCCUCUUCCAUCUCUACGUGAGCACAUCCCCCUGCGGAGACGCGAGACUCAACUCUCCCUACGAAAUCACCACAGACCUGAACAGCACCAAGCACAUCGUCAGGAAGUUCCGUGGGCACCUACGCACCAAGAUUGAGUCUGGGGAAGGGACGGUCCCUGUCCGGGGUCCCAGUGCGGUGCAGACCUGGGAUGGCGUCUUACUGGGGGAGCAGCUGAUCACCAUGUCCUGCACAGACAAGAUUGCCAGGUGGAAUGUUUUGGGACUGCAAGGGGCUCUCCUCUGUCACUUCAUCGAGCCUGUGUACCUGCACAGCAUCAUUGUGGGAAGCCUGCACCACACAGGCCACCUCUCCCGGGUCAUGAGCCACAGAAUGGAGGACAUCGGCCAGCUGCCAGCCUCGUACCGGCACAACCGACCUCUCCUCAGCGGAGUGAGUAAUGCAGAGAUGAGGCAGCCGGGCAAGUCCCCACACUUCAGUGUGAACUGGGCUGUGGGCAAUGCGGACCUGGAGAUCAUUGAUGCCACUACUGGGAAGAGGAUCUGCGGGGGCUCAUCCAGGCUUUGCAAGCGCGUGUUUUCUGCCCGGUGGGCACGGCUGCAUGGUAGGCUGAGCACACGAAUACCACACCAUGGAGACACACCGACCAUGUACUGUGAGGCCAAGCUGGGGGCCCAGACCUACCAGGCUGUCAAACAGCAGCUGUUCAAGGCUUUCCAGAAAGCUGGUUUGGGCAUGUGGGUGAGGAAACCCCCAGAACAGGACCAGUUCCUACUAACUCUCUAAGCCACAAGACUCCAUUACUGUUCGACCAUGUGAAAUACCUGGAGAGGGCAAAGUUUUGUCUGUGGAGCGACGUGGUGUGGCAACCUGUUCUCUGCAUUUGUUUUCCUUUGAUGUUCCGGAAACACACAAAUGUUCAUUGUUUUAAUGAGCAACUAAACUCAAAUUUGGAACAUGCUGCUGCUUCCCAGGUUGCUAGGCCCAAGACCCCUGUCCAUCAUCCCAGAGGUACAAGUGCCAUCGCGUCUGUUCCAUCUCUUCAUGGUGGGCUCAAAGGAAAUGUUUUCAUUCAGGCAAGGGGGGCUCAGCAGCAGCCUUGAAAAGUGGUACUGAACCACUACUGGUAAAAAACAAGCCUCAGGAAUGGCCCCUGCAUUUCCCUCCCUGCCAUGCACCUCUCUAGUGAUGUGCUUGGGUUUCUCUAGCACAAGUCUAUGUGAAAAUUCAAGAUAAGCCACUAGUGAAGAGAAAAGCCAUAGGCUGCCCCCCUCAAAAGAAACCAGUAAGAAUGCUCUCUUUUUUCCAUUAUUAAUUUAGGCUUCUUAUUCCGUUUCCUUUGAAAAAGGAUUUGAGAUGCACAAUAGUAAAGAACACCUCAAACAGGACCAGAGAAAUGAAAAACAAUUCUUAUAGAACAAAAGAACAGUUAGCCAAAGCAGGAAUCAUUUAAGAUCUCUGCUGUAAGGAAAUCACCUCUGAACAUCCUACUAGUUGAGUGUUGCGAGCUGACCCAUGCCUGUUCAGUCAAUCCUAACUCCUGGUUUCUUUUGGCAGAUAAUGAUACCCAUUGAAGUUUGAGUUGCAUGGAGUUAGCUAUUACCCUUCAACCUCCCUACCAAGUAAUAAGGAGAAUAAGUCUUAGACUUAAUUCUGAACUGUUCAACUAAAUUUUCAUGAGAAACCACACACAUAUACACAUACACAAACACACACACAUGUCGAACUACUUUAGGCCUACAGAUGUCGAACUUUACUUUAGGUCUACAGAACUGGCAACUCUACUUCUUUUAGGUUCUCCAGCCAUGACCUUGCUUGACAAAAGAAAGUAAAUUUAAAAUAUAAAAUAAAAUAAAAUAAAAGCAACACUGAAAGUAGCUGCCAAAUGCAAGAGGCAGGAAUCUAUCACUUUUGGAGCAAGUAUUGGGCAGCUAGAAUCCUCUGGUUCACAGGUAUUCAUAGGAUCAUUUGGGAUUUGACUUGUGGCACCCUUCCUGAGAGUAGAGAUGCGAGGUUUGGGCAAGGCCUAAGCACUUCUCUAACAUAUCUGUAGUCAGUCCAUAUGCCUUGAAUUGUUUUAAUUUUACCACUGAGGCUUCAUUGCUAAUGUUCAUCAUUCUAGUAAACAAGUCUCUAAAAAAAAAAAUCUAUAUCUAAAAUGCUCUAUUGGUAAAUAGCAAAGCUUAGCAGUAGCCACCUCCAAAGCAUAAGUUUCCUGAUGGGAAUUCCGGUUGACCAGCACUCAAAAAACACAAACAUAACAUCUUGUACAUAUUUAAUUAUAAGUUACAGACAUCAUAACAGUAGGGCAAAAGAAGCUAUUGAGCUUUAGCUAUUUGUUACAAGGUAAUUAAGAUGUAGAGAUAUUAGUAUGGAAGUAGACACUUGUCCUGGGAUUUAACAUAAGGUUAAAUGUAUCUCACUCACAUUCUGCUAGAAAAAAAAAAAAAUGGGCACACAGUAGACAACUGCUUUGAGAUAAAGUUUCAAGGGAUAUGAAAGUGUUUUUUCCAAAUAGGUGACAUUAAUUUUCACAAAAAUUGAGGAAAUAAAAAUUAAAUCUAGUUCAGUCAAAAGCUAAGAUUAAAUGGUAAGUUUAUAUUGAGU
Molecule: messenger RNA, 4415 nt
Organism: Tupaia belangeri chinensis (Chinese tree shrew)
Lineage: Eukaryota; Metazoa; Chordata; Mammalia; Scandentia; Tupaiidae
Gene: ADARB2
Product: adenosine deaminase RNA specific B2 (inactive)
Exons: 10
Coding region: 357-2594 (745 amino acids)
Biological process (GO): adenosine to inosine editing; RNA processing
Cellular component (GO): nucleolus; cytoplasm
Molecular function (GO): adenosine deaminase activity; double-stranded RNA adenosine deaminase activity; double-stranded RNA binding
Source: RefSeq, a predicted model, not a curated record